Molecule: messenger RNA, 6043 nt
Organism: Sphaeramia orbicularis (orbiculate cardinalfish)
Lineage: Eukaryota; Metazoa; Chordata; Actinopteri; Kurtiformes; Apogonidae
Gene: mn1b
Product: meningioma 1b
Exons: 2
Coding region: 1027-4794 (1255 amino acids)
Biological process (GO): regulation of DNA-templated transcription
Source: RefSeq, a predicted model, not a curated record
ACAGCGCCAAGCGACAGAGCGGAGUGUGAGUGUAUUUGUGAAUCGCUCCCAAGUGUUUCUCAGACCACACUAGACACGACUCAGUAAACGAAGGGACGCACACAUCAGGAGCCAGACGCAUCCACAAGGACUUACGGUACAGCGCUUAAAGUGCACAGGCACAUGGCCGGCAGAGGGUGAGAGAUGCUGUCCAGCCGAGGCGCGCUGGUGGAGUGCGGGUAGUGCACGACGCGCAACUCCGGGCACAGGUCGGUUCAACGGACGCUCCGGUUCUCCGGUGCCCGGGUUUGGAGUGCCGUGUUUGUGGACUUUUCAUCCCAUUCGACUUUUGGCCACAUGCAUCCUCAGCAGUUUUCCAGACUUUAAAGGACAUUAGUCAAGAAGAAUUUAUUUAAAGACAGAUUUACGCACAUCGCCACAGGCUCCGGUUGGACUUUUUCCCCUUGUUUCCAGUAUGGGACCCUCUACAAAAAGUCGUACUAGGACAUUUGUCAUCGGACAGGAAUAAGGAAACAGAAAUUCUCCUAUUCUACCUUUUUAAUCUUUUUUGAAAUAAUUUUACGCAUUUUUCUUAUUUUGACAGAGAGAUGUUUUUGUGCCAUAUUCGCCCUGAAGAAAUGCGCACAGAAAAAAAAAAACUUUGGAUUAUAAUAGGUCUCUCAUGCGGUAGGUUGAAUUACAAUGUUAUAUGUCGGUUUGUUUAAUCAAAGACAUAAAGAAGAAAAGACAAGUAAACGCAUGAAUACGGGAAGAGGGACACAUUCUGCGUAUUUGGACACACUCUGUCCCUUCUGUCCUCCGCACCCUUGGAGAAUUUGUCAAACAAAAACAAUUGUUCUGCAACAAUGAGAACUUAUUCGGUGAGUGUUAACAUUUAAAGUAGAAAGAGCAGCGUUGCCUUCAGUUCGACACAAGCAUUUGAAUCGUUUUCUUUUUAUUCGUUUGAAUUUGAGGACAGACGGAAUAGCAGACAGUGCGCCGAUGUCUGGCACACUGGCCGUCAUGUGGGAUUGAUAGCAGGGGAGUAUGUUUGGGCUGGAGCAGUUUGGUUCGCAGAUAAAUAGCAGAAACCCUGGCCAGUCAGAGAGAAACAUAAACCAACCAAGACUGAACAUGGGCUCCCAUUAUAAAAGCCCCGGUUUUCACUCUGGAGGCCCGCCGGGAGCCGUGGAGCCCGGCAUGGGCCCUCUAAGUGAGCCUCAAAUGCUCGGGCUCAACAUGAACAUGAACGGAGAGCAGUACGGGGGCUUCCACCCGCGGGGCCACUCGGACAUGCAUUCAGGCGGCGGACUGCAACAGCAGCAGCAACAGGGACCCAUGCAUGGAUUUUUUAACAACCAGCAACCUCAUCAAGGACACCCUCAUGGCCAUCAACCUCACCCCCACCAACAUCACCCACAUUUCAGUGGGAAUUUUGGAGGCCCAGAGCCAGGGUCAUCAUGCCUGCACGGUGGCAGGCUAAUGGGCUACAACAACAAUGGCAUGGGACCACAGCAGGGCUUUGGAGAAGGAUUUGAUCCUCUUGCUGAGGGACAGGCAGGGGAUGGUUUUCCCCAGCAGCAACAGCAGCAAAGGACUGGUAAUAUGCCUGACUUCCAACAUCACGGGCCUCCCAGUGGUAGCCAUGCUGUCCCUGCCCCCUGUCUACCCCUGGACCAGUCACCUAACAGGGCAGCAUCCUUCCACGGUCUCCCAUCCUCCUCCUCCUCCUCUGAGUCUCACGGCCUAGAGCCUCGGCGGAUGCCCAACCAGGGAGCUGUGGAGGGAUUAGAAUAUAACUUUCCUAGUGAGCCUCCAUCUGGACACUUUGAUGUACCUGUAUUUUCUCCAUCAGAAUCAGAUUCUCAGCUGCCACAUUUUGGACCUGGAAGGCCGGUCCCAGGUGGUAAUUUCCCUGGUAAUCCUGGCAUUCCACGGACACCAGGUAUGCAGGGCAUUUCUAAGGGACACCAGCCGCCACCACAGCCCCAGCAGUCUCAGCACGGAGUGUUUUUUGAGCGUUUUGGGAACGGCCGGAAGGUGCCUGUGGGAAUGGAGCCCGGGGUCAAUGUGAGACAUCCUCUCAUGCAGCAGCAGCAACAGGCUGGCUUGAUAGCCAGGCAGAACUCCUGCCCCCCUGGCCUCCCCCGACCCCCUCAGGCAGAGCCCAACUCUACUAACCCUAACAUUCUGGAUGGAGGGGUCAUGAUGCCUGGCCAACACAACCAGUUUGAAUAUCCCAUUCACAGACUGGAAAAUAGGGGUCUGCAUCCCUAUGGGGACCCCAUGUUUAAUAUGCAACAGCCAGCUCCUCCUCCCUCCCAGCAGCCCCCAAAUCAGAGGCUGCAACAUUUUGACUCUCCUUAUAUGAACAUGGCAAAAAGGCCUAGAUUUGACUUUCCUAAUACACAUGGCAGUGAAGGCUGGUGUGGUGGGAUGGACAACCAUCUCUCCCCCUCUGCCUACUCUGGCCUGCCUGGAGAAUUCACCCCCCCUGUAAGUGAAGGUUUCCCUCCGGGCCCCUUACAGCAUCCCGGGCCUGAACAACAGUCUCUGCAGCAGCGCCAAAAUGCAGCCAUGAUGAUAAAACAAAUGGCUUCACGUAACCAGCAGCAGAGGAUGAGACAGCCCAGUCUGCAGCAGCUGGGUCACCACGGUGAUGUGCCUCCUGGCCCCAUGACUCAUGGAGGCCCAGUCGGGAGCAUGCCCCAGCCCAACUUCGACAGGGAGAAUGGUGGCAGAAUGCCCAACAUUGAUGGACAGAAUCCUCAUGUAACUCAGGAGAACUCCUGGUUCCAAGGGUCCCACCCACCAGGGGAGAUGAUGUCACGGCGUAUGGGUGGAGCAGGUAAUGAAUCAGGAGCUCAUGACAUGGGGCUUCAGCAGAAUGGGGCUGGAAUGAUGUUUAGGCCAGGCAUGGGUAUGCAGGACCCCAUGAGAAUACCAGGAGAUGGGCAUGUACAGGCUCUCCAUUCCCCGGGCAUGCACUCACAGUUCAGUGGCAACAUGGGCAACCUGUCUCAAAUGCAGUCUCCAGGAGCAGGCGCAGGGCAUCCGAAUGCACCAGCAGAGAGGCGGCCAGCUGACUUCCCUGCACCUCCAAUGGGAGCCCAGCCAACGUUUCCCUAUGGAGGGGCUAACCGUCAGGGGCCGGCCCACAGUGCUCCCCAGGGGGUGAGCACCUCACCAGGGAGUUACCCUCCUCAAUCUGAGUUCCCCCCAGGCCAGCGGUCGUCUGUUAGUAAGCUUGGAGCUCUAUCCCUCGGGAACUUCAGCAAACCCAGCACUAAAGACAGUGUUUUUGGCCAGAGCUGCCUGGCGGCCCUCUCCACUGCCUGCCAGAACAUGAUUGCUAGCCUAGGGGCCCCCAAUCUCAACGUAACAUUCAACAAGAAGAACCAAAAUGAGGGCAAGCGAAAACUGAGUCAGACAGAGCAGGACAUUAAUAGCAGCACAUCUAAUGGGACUGGCAGUGCUGGUCCUGAAUAUUUUCAGAGCAGCACUUCCCAGAACAGCCAGAUGCCUGGCACUGGGAAUAGCAACUCUAAGCCUGUAACUCAAAGUCAGACGGUGCAGGGGGAAGCCAGUGCCCUCUCCCCAAAUUACAACAUGGACGCUACCCCGUGCAGUGAGGGGAAGGCAACAACAGGGAGUGGGAGAGGGAGAGGGAGGAGAAAAAGAGACAGUGGACAUGUAAGCCCUGGAAUUUUUUUUUCCUCUGACAAUGGUAACCCUGUUGUAAGUCCAGGCCAGCAGACCCCCUCAGCUGGCGUUGGGGAGAGGGGUGGGGGCACACCCCAUGAGAAACACCUCCAUUCACCCUCUUGGGGAAAAGGAGGGGACCUAAUGUUGGGGGACCAGGCUGAUCUGAUGUCUUCUCUGGACAGUGGUAUUCAAAGUGUUGCAAAGUCCGACAGUAGCUCACCACGAGUGGACUUUUCUGACGAUGUCAGCACCCACUAUGGCAAUGAGGAUGAGGUGUCUUCCAGCUCAGACGCAGGAGGGGCCACAGCCACUAAGCCUAAUCGCAGCCCCAUGAUCACUGGGUCACCCAAAAUGCAGAGAGCUGACCAUGGGCUGAUAAAUGGACAGAAGCCCUUGGGCAUGGGCAUUAACAAUCAUACUACCUCGACACCUGACAGCUAUGGACUGAAUGCUGGUGGGGGCACAGGGGCCAGUGGGGUAAGCCAUCCGGGCACUCCUGGAGUGGAGCAGGUACGCACCCCAUCCAGCACCUCUGGUCAAGAAGAAAUUCAUCCUCUAGAGAUUCUACAGGCUCAGAUCCAGCUACAGCGGCAGCAAUUCAGUAUCUCUGAGGACCAGCCCCUGGCCAUGAAAAAUGGCAAAAAGAAUGGAGACUGUCCCUCACAGAACGGAGACAAUGAGCUGGCGAGCUGCAGCCCGGAUGCUGGGAAGGGCUCAAUGGGCACUAUUGACCUUGACACCCUCAUGGCAGAGCAGCACGCCACCUGGUACGUGCCCAGUGACAAGGCCAUGAUGGACGGGUCAGAGGAUGACAAGGCCAUGGGACCCUGGGAAAAAAAUAAGAGCCAAAACAACACUAAAGAAGAAUCAGAGCUGUCCCAGAGUAAGGUUAGUGCUGGGGGCCCUGGGGCUGGAGGAGGCGGUGGAGGAGGCAGCGGAGGAGGAGGUGGAAGUGGAAGCAGCGGAGGGAACCACCUGCAGUGCCUGUCCGUCCACUGCACAGACGAGCUGGGGGACAGUAAGGGCAGAGGGGGGCCCGUCUCUUCCUGGCGCUCUCUCCACUCUGAUAUCUCCAACCGUUUUGGGACAUUUGUGGCGGCACUGACUUGAACAAAUAGCCGCUCCAGCAGGAAGAGUGAAAGAAGAUCACGACAUAAGAAGGAAAGCUUCAGAGACAUAUAUUGAUGAUGAUAAGGUGUCGACGAGGCAACUGCAAGCAGCUCUUGCCUGUUCAGGGAGAGAAAGACAUUUACACUUAUAAAUGCAAACAUGAACACGCACACACUCACUCAUCCACACACACGCAAAUAUCAUGUUCUUUCGGAUACAUGCAGUCAGACUUAAGGACACAUUCUCACAUACUGCUGGACAAUACAGCCUGGGCUCUCCUCAACGAUGCCCAAAUCUGGAAAACCUCAAAUCAAUAUUUUUUUUUCUUUUUUUCUUUUCUUUUUUUGAGGAAAAGUAAAGAAACGUCAAAGGGGAAUACAAAACCAGAAGAAGGGUGAAAGAUAUUCAGUUGUUAUUGGCUUUGAUUGUAUAUCAGUGUUGAGUCUUGUGGUGCGACCAUGGUCUCAUGACUUUUUUCUCUUACUUAUUACAGCUUGUCUGCUCUGACCUCAGUUUUAGAGACGUUAUGUGUACGUUAUCCCUAUAGUAAAAGCAGCUUUUCUGUUUGCUACCUAAAUUUCCCCCCCAAAUUUUUUCUGUCUUAUAAUGUACACAGAAAAUGUUGAUUUCCCCUCCCUGCCACACACACUCAAAUGAGGCCUGCAGCUUCUUUCGUAGAGGUCUGAAUGCUGAGAAGCAGAAGUAAAAGAAGAUGGGAAGAGGGGGUGAGCAUGCAUGAAUGUAAAUCAAAAGAAAAAGAAUUACUAAACUCAUCUUUUUACCUCUUUGUGAAAGCAGAUUUUUAACCUGCUGUUAAUGAUUUAAGAUUUGUUGUAGUUCUCUGUUACUGUCCUCUCUUCUCCUACAGUGGAUCAUAACUAACACUCACCUCUAUCAAUCGUAUAAGCUCAACCACUUGUAUACGAUUCAGCCAAUGGAAACUGGAAACGGAGGUCAAGGGAUUGUUUAAUAAGGGAAAUGAAAAAAAGGUAUUGCACAUGUAUAAUAAGAGAAAAUUUGCUGUGUGUUAGGCAAUCUUGUAAUCUUUAAAUAAAGCUUCUGUUGAAUUUGAAUUUCUGGAACAAUAGAUGGAGGACUGUGACGGCAAUUUACAAACUGAUUUUUUUGUUUUUUGUUUUCUUUUUUUAAUAAUAUGUAAAGUGCAGUCGUCUGUUUUCCUGCAUAUUGUAUAUAUCUGUAUAUGUUUUAUUGAGUAACUAAAUAACAAUAAAUAUGACGUUAAAGGUGG